AGGAACUAUAUGUCAUCAGGCGGUGACAGUGAUAGACAUCGCGAGCAUCUUGGAGUUCGCCAGACUAAACAUGCUAAAAAGAAGAAGUCUAGGAGACCCAUAGAUCCUGAGGAUAUUGCAGGAUCUAUUUCUUCUGCGCCAAAGCGCAUCAGCCAUGAUACUUAUUUAUUUGUUGUUCCGUUUGGUACGGCGGAUCCUCGGCAAUAUUAUCCUAAUUAUUGUCGACCAGUCGGUGCUUCUUCUACUUCACAGACAUUGCCUUCACGACGCUACGAGGACCUACCUUUACAGGCUAUUCAUCGAGCACGACCCUUAUCGGUAGGUACUCAAUCUCCCACAGGUACAUCUCCUCAGUUAUCUGCCAUGAGGAUUGGAGAUUCUAGUAGCGAGCAGUCAGAUGCUAUGGCCAGUACGCCUCCAUUGACUCAGCGUUUUGUGCAUCCUGAUGUAUCACCCUCAUCUACAGCUAGACCUAGUGCUACACCAGAUGAUACGAUGCAUGCUCUAGCUCCUGGCCAAAAGGACAGACUUGGUAGAGUCAUGAUUGAGCCGGAUGGAUCAUCGUAA
Solanum tuberosum (potato) is the source of this 567-nucleotide messenger RNA. RefSeq lists its product as uncharacterized. The transcript is spliced from 2 exons. The record is from RefSeq and is a predicted model, not a curated record. Lineage: Eukaryota; Viridiplantae; Streptophyta; Magnoliopsida; Solanales; Solanaceae. The coding region runs from base 10 to 567 and encodes 185 amino acids.